UCAACUGUCAUGGCGUAAAAUUUAAUUUCAAUCCAAAUAAUCACAACAAAGUGGUACACACAAAUUAGUAGAAAAAUCUGUUUAUUUAUUGAAUUGUCGCUUCCACACGUAGAUCAAAUUGUUUUGUUCAUAGUUUGUGCCAUUUACAAUUGCAUUUUACAAUGAAUGGAUUAAAUUUAAGUGAACUAUGUUGUCUAUUCUGUUGUCCGCCGUUCCCAGGCAAAAUAGCUUCGAAAUUAGCGUUUCUACCACCGGAAUGUUCGUACGAUUUAAAGGCUGAUGAAACUAGUAGCACGAAAUUCAAAAUGACUCUACUGGAAAAGGCUGAUUGGCAGUACGGUGAUCGUGAAAAGGAACUGUUUGAAUCGUUUUUUGUGCGAUCCAGCAGAGGAAAUCGAAUCGCUUGCCUGUUUGUCCGUUGCAGUACGAAUGCUAGGUUCACAAUACUAUUUUCACAUGGCAAUGCCGUAGACCUGGGGCAGAUGACAAGCUUCUUCAUUGGACUCGGCCAGCGCAUCAACUGCAACAUAUUCAGCUACGAUUAUUCGGGAUAUGGAAUGAGCACAGGCAAACCAACCGAAAAAAAUUUAUAUGCCGACAUUGAUGCGGCCUGGCAUGCUCUGCGCACCCGUUACGGUAUUAGCCCGGAAAAUAUCAUUCUUUAUGGACAAAGUAUAGGAACGGUACCGACCGUUGACUUUAGCAGUCGUUAUCAGGUCGGAGCCGUAAUACUGCAUUCACCGUUAAUGUCUGGCAUGCGAGUUGCUUUUCCAGCCACGCAACGAACAUGGUUUUUUGAUGCAUUCCCUAGUAUCGACAAAGUUCCGAAAGUUACGUCGCCGGUGUUGGUGAUUCAUGGUACAGAAGACGAAGUAAUCGAUUUCAGCCAUGGCGUAACGAUAUACGAAAAAUGUCCACGAGCGGUUGAGCCGCUAUGGGUUGAGGGCGCUGGUCACAAUGAUGUAGAAAUGUACAGUCAGUAUUUGGAGAGGUUAAAGCAAUUCGUUUCCGUGGAACUUGUCAACUGACAACGACUCAAUUCUGAUACCAGCGCACAAGAGGCUUCGGGUGACGAUAUUCUUAAUGCUUCAAUAACCAUAAGUUCGACAUCAAACCAUUCACCAACGGAAAAAUUGCUCUAGCAUAAGGACUGUGGUGACAAUGUGCUCACCACAAAAUCCAACAAAACUGAUACUCCAACCGAACCGCUCGCUUCCAAUUCGAACGCACCAAAGCAAUUCAAUCAACUCGACUCCAAUAAACUGUUAAAUCAAUCAAACACAUCAUCAAGCAAUAAUUCUAAUCGCAAAACUGAUAAAUUGUGUGCAACGUCGUCAGCAGCAACAACAACAAUUUCAACAAAAACAACAGGGGUAAGUAAGACAGAUUUGUGUGAUCGCUCACCAUGUGACGGUGUUUUCUCAAUUUGUGGUAGUAUGGACAAUAAGAGUGACAUUAGUAUUGAUAAGUUAGGACGUAAAAUUUGUAACAAAUCGAGCAAUUUAAACGAAAUGAAUGGUUCAAAGAGCAAAAUUAUUAGUAAAAAUUCAAUUCGUAACGGACGCCAGCCAAAUUGCAAUGGCAGUGCAACAAAAUCGGUCGGCACACAAUACAGUUCCAUAAAGCGUAACACCAAUCGCAACGGCAAAUCGGAACAAAUUAACGACGGCGACAUCGUUGUCAUAUCGAACGAAUUCCGUGACAAUGCACUCAACCAGCAAUGUUUGAUCGAUAGCAAGCGAAAAAUUUUGAAAUUGUUAAAAGCGCGCAAAAACAUUGAUUGGCGGUCAUUGGACGAUAUGCGACCCGAUGCCACGUCGCCGCCGAAUAACAAUCAAUCGCACACGGAAAACGGUUCGUUGACCGGCGGAACCAAAACGAUACUAUCGAAAUCCGAUUCGCUUGUUGCUUCGGUGGAAUUAGUUUUCAUUCCCGACGAAUGUUUGCAGGAAACGCCGAAAAAGGUUUACAUUUUAAAGGACACGGCGCCCGGUUUGAAUAGUAAAAUUUUUUCGAAAGUCCAGAGCAACGGCAACGACACCGAGCGCAAAGAGAUUUUUUUCAUUUCGGACGGUUUCCGCAAGAAUUCGUUGAAGAACAGCACAGUCAUCGUUGAGGAUGAACCGAGGCGUCGGAACAAGCCGUUGAAAUACUUAAAGCAUUCGGUCCAACAGAGUUCGGUCGAUGAUGUGAAUAAUAAGAUGGUGUCGCAAGCAUUUCAUUCGUACGAUGAA
This is a messenger RNA of Bradysia coprophila, 2234 nucleotides long. Its product is annotated as alpha/beta hydrolase domain-containing protein 17B-like. The record is from RefSeq and is a predicted model, not a curated record. Gene Ontology annotation, biological process: protein depalmitoylation. NCBI's taxonomy places the organism in Eukaryota, Metazoa, Arthropoda, Insecta, Diptera, Sciaridae. Gene Ontology annotation, cellular component: endosome membrane; plasma membrane. Gene Ontology annotation, molecular function: palmitoyl-(protein) hydrolase activity.